AUGACAGAAAUAUUGAGGCAACAACAGCAGUGGCAACAACAGUGGCAACGCCCACAACCUGCACCUCCAGUGCAACCUGUACUAGAUGUGCAAAAUGACGACCGAACAAUAGCCCUUACUAAGGAGUUCAAGAAGAUGAAACCACCACUGUUCCAUGGGGGUAUGGAUCCGUUAAAGGCUGAAGCUUGGAAAGUACAGUUGGCUACUUUCAUAUUAGAGGAUGAAGCGAGAAGAUGGUGGAUGUUGCUCCGCGAUAAUAACAAAGGCAUUGAUUGGACACAGCUCCUUGCACUCUUUUAUGAGAAAUACUUUCUUCAGUGCGUUUGUGAUAGAAAGGUGUCAGAAUUUGAAGGGUUAAGGCAAAGCAAUAUGACCGUGGCAGAAUAUGAAUCCCUGUUUACUGAAUUGGCUAGAUUCGCCCCACACAUGGUGGACACCGACUAUAAAAAGGCAAGGAAGUUUGAAAGUGGUCUUCGCAAUGACAUUCGGGAACGAGUGAACGUACUAAAACUACCCACCUAUGUUGAUGUGUUAGACAGAGCCUUAAUGUCAGAAACAAACAUGGCCAGUCGAGGUAAGCCUCCAGCCAACUGGAAGGUUAAAAGACAAGGCUUUUUCUUGGGAAAGAAGACAUCAAAGAAACAAAACACGGGGUCUUCAAGCACCUCGGACUCCACUCGAAAUACAGCACCAACAUGUACUCAAUGUGGUAAGAAGCAUCGUGGGGUUUGUUACCGUAUUUAUGGGGCGUGCUACAGAUGUGGAGAACUGGGGCAUAUGGCAAGGGAUUACAACCGAACUAAACAACAAUAA
This is a messenger RNA of Camellia sinensis, 813 nucleotides long. NCBI's taxonomy places the organism in Eukaryota, Viridiplantae, Streptophyta, Magnoliopsida, Ericales, Theaceae. The record is from RefSeq and is a predicted model, not a curated record.